Messenger RNA from Letharia lupina, 1470 nucleotides. RefSeq lists its product as uncharacterized. Gene Ontology annotation, biological process: transmembrane transport. Gene Ontology annotation, molecular function: transmembrane transporter activity. Bases 1 to 1470 code for a protein of 489 amino acids. Gene Ontology annotation, cellular component: membrane. The transcript has 12 exons. Lineage: Eukaryota; Fungi; Ascomycota; Lecanoromycetes; Lecanorales; Parmeliaceae. The record is from RefSeq and is a predicted model, not a curated record.
AUGACGAAGGACCUACACCUUGUUGGCAAUGAUUAUCAGUGGCUGUUGACGAUCUUCUACAUCACGUAUAUCGUUUUCGAGUUUCAAGCGCUCAUGUGGAAGAUCGUACCGCCUCACAUUUGGCUAGCUUUUACCGUCUUUGGAUGGGGGUUGAUUGCUUCGGCACAGUCCGGGACUAACACCUGGAGCGGAAUGAUGGCAUGCCGUUUCUUCCUCGGAAUCAGCGAAGCUGGUUUUGGUCCAGGGAUACCGUAUCUUCUGUCAUUCUUUUAUCUGAGACACGAAGUCGGCCUACGUAUCGCCAUCUUUCUCUCUGCCGCUCCUUUAGCAACAAGUUUUUCUGGAGCGUUAGCCUAUGGAAUCACCUCGGGGUAUCCUCAUCUGGCAAAAUGGCGUCUACUUUUCCUUGUGGAAGGUCUUCCAACGAUAUGCAUGGCGCCAGUUGCAUUUUUCUUUCUCCCAGACACCCCAGACAAGGCGCGCUUUUUGACAGAAGAAGAAAAGCUCAUUGCGAAAGCUCGAGGCGUUCGGCAGGUCGGCAGUGUGGAAAGAUUGGGCGGUAUAGUCUGGAAAGAGGUCGGGCUUGCUCUCAUGGACGUGAAAUGCUGGUUCACAGCCUUCAUGUACUUCAGCUGCAACGUUGGCUUCUCCUCGCUUCCCGUGUUUUUGCCAACGAUUUUGAAUGAUAUGGGGUUCAAUGCAAUUGACUCCCAGGGUCUGACCGCCCCUCCAUUUUUCGUUUCAUUCCUUGUGACUAUUCUCUCAACUUGGGUUGCGGACAAGACCCAACAGAGAGGCUACACGAUUAUGGUCCUCACUACAGUUGGCGGGAUCGGUUACAUCAUGUUGGCCACUGUAAAAUCUGUCGGUGUGAGAUACUUUGGGGUAUUCCUAGCAGCGUCCGGCAUAUUUCCAAGCAUAGCAAAUAUACUACCCUGGGUAACAAACAACCAAGGUAGUGACACGAGACGAGGUAUGGGAAUCGUGCUUCUGAACCUGAUUGGCCAAUGUGGUCCUCUUCUGGGAACAAAUUCUUUUCCCAUGAACGAAAGUCCAAGAUACAUCAAGGGCAUGGCUAUCAGUGCAGCCUUUACCUUCUUCACCGGUUUUCUAGCGUUCGGGUUGAGAUGCCUAUUAGUCUGGGAAAACCGAAAGCUCGACAAGCUGCAUGGCUCAAAUAAGAAUAGGGUGGUCAACCAACCAGGUGGAGAAGGACAAGAGAGUGAGGUGGGUGAAGAGAACUAUGGUCCGACAUUCAGGGACGAGGACAUGUACAAUAUGUCAGAAAGUAUGAAACUGGCACAGCAUAGGUCGGAGCGAUUCAACAUGAUGUGGAAGGCCUGGUUCUCGUUUAGGGUUGUGGACUGGUUGGAUCUCAAUGGUCCCUGGACGAGUGACGAGAAGUUGGAUAGGUUUACUAAAACCGGUGUAGGGAACUCAUUGGGAAUGGUCGAACAACAUGCGAUGUAG